Rattus rattus (black rat) is the source of this 461-nucleotide messenger RNA. It is a transcript of the gene Clpsl2, whose product is annotated as colipase like 2. The record is from RefSeq and is a predicted model, not a curated record. Gene Ontology annotation, cellular component: extracellular region. NCBI's taxonomy places the organism in Eukaryota, Metazoa, Chordata, Mammalia, Rodentia, Muridae. Bases 30 to 335 code for a protein of 101 amino acids. Gene Ontology annotation, biological process: digestion; response to food; lipid catabolic process. Gene Ontology annotation, molecular function: enzyme activator activity. The transcript is spliced from 3 exons.
UCAGGGAGUUUGCCACCACCUAGGCCGUCAUGGCCUUCACCCAGGCCUUGGUCACGGUGCUGGCUUUUCUUGCUGGGACCCUGCCACACAAAUUCGAAAACUCAGACCUUAAAAAGGCCAACGGAGACAAGUGUGUCCACCACAGCCAGUGCUUUAGUGACUGUUGCCUCAUAGACCUGGAAAGAAGCGGGGCCUUCUGCGCCCCUAAGUCCCAUGUAGGCAUGGCGUGCUUGCCGCAGACCAAGCGGAGCCUGAACAUCCUGUGUCCCUGUCGAAUUGGCUUGAGCUGUCAUUCUAAGGACCCCAUGUGUCCCCGCCGGUGUCAGAUGAUAUAGAGGAUGAAGCAGGCUGCUGGUGGCCACAGCUGCUGCACCCUCCCUUUCCGGGUGUCUCCCCCAUCCCCAGGUGCCACGCCCAUCCCCACCCCCACCUCCACUCCUGAGGAUUAAAGUCACUUCCUG